AUGAAGUUCAGCAGCAUUCUGUCCCUUGGCCUUUUGGUCGUCUCGCCCCUGGCUGCGGCCUGGAGCAAGGAGGAUCGUGAGAUUUUCCGUAUCCGCGAUGAGAUCAAGGCCCACGAGGCCAACCCCGAACAGACCUUCUACGACCUCCUCGGCGUCAAGAACGGCGCUUCCAUUGACGAGAUCACCAAGGCCUACCGCAAGAUCUCCCGCACUCUCCACCCUGAUAAAGUCCGCCAGCAGCUCAUCGCCGAACGCACCAAGGCCAAGAAGAAGGAGAAGAAGACCCCCAGCGUCAAUGUCUCCAAGCCUCCCACUCAGAAGGAGAUCAAGGCCGCUGUCAAGAUUGCCUCCGAGCGUCAGGGCCGCCUCAGUCUCGUGCGCAACAUCAUCAGCGGUCCCGACCGCGACCGCUACGAUCAUUUCUUAAAGAACGGCUUCCCAGCCUGGAAGGGCACCAAUUACUAUUACAAUCGGUACCGCCCUGGCUUGGGCACUGUGCUCUUCGGUGUCUUCCUCGUAGCUGGAGGUGCCUUCCACUACAUCGCUCUGUACAUGUCCUGGAAGCGUCAGAAGGACUUUGUCGAACGUUACAUCAAGUUCGCGCGUAAUGCUGCAUGGGGAGACAACUUGAACAUUCCUGGCAUCGACGAUUCUCCCGCCCCUGCUCCUGCUGCGCCCGCCGCCGACGAUGAGGAGGGCCCCCAGCUGCCUAGAAACCGCAAGGAGAGACGUAUGCAGGAACAGAUGGCUCGUAGAGAGGCCGCCAAGGAGCGCGGAGGCCGAUCCCGCAAGCCCGCUCCCGCCGCCCGCAGCAACAGCGGCAGCGGUACCGCCACCCCACGGGAGACGGUUGCGCAGACCGGUCAGACCGGCCCCACCGGCUCCAAGAAGCGCGUUGUCGCCGAGAAUGGCAAGAUGCUUGUGGUUGAUUCCCUCGGAGACGUCUACCUCGAGGAGCAGGAUGAGGAUGGCAACACCGAGCAAUGGCUCCUUGAUCCCGACGAACUGCCUCAACCCACCAUCCGUGACACCGCACUCGUACGUCUCCCCAUCUGGGCCUACAACCGCACUGUCGGUCGCGCCCUCGGCAAGAACAAUGCUGAGCUGGAGAUCGACACCGAGGACCUGGACUCUGAUGACGGCGAGAUCCAACACACCCCCAGCUCCGACUCUGCCGCCGAUGACUUUGAGCUCUUGGAGAAAUCGACCGAUUCUUUGGGCAAGGCCAAGGCUUCUGGUGCGCAGACUGGAGGCAAGUCCAACAAGCGCAAGAACAAGAAGCGUUGA
Molecule: messenger RNA, 1287 nt
Organism: Colletotrichum phormii
Lineage: Eukaryota; Fungi; Ascomycota; Sordariomycetes; Glomerellales; Glomerellaceae
Product: DnaJ domain-containing protein
Exons: 3
Coding region: 1-1287 (428 amino acids)
Cellular component (GO): endomembrane system
Source: RefSeq, a predicted model, not a curated record